Molecule: messenger RNA, 2097 nt
Organism: Lotus japonicus
Lineage: Eukaryota; Viridiplantae; Streptophyta; Magnoliopsida; Fabales; Fabaceae
Product: two-pore potassium channel 3-like
Exons: 2
Coding region: 248-1543 (431 amino acids)
Biological process (GO): potassium ion transmembrane transport; stabilization of membrane potential
Cellular component (GO): plant-type vacuole membrane
Molecular function (GO): potassium ion leak channel activity
Source: RefSeq, a predicted model, not a curated record
GUGGCACCAAAAUCAAAUGUUUCCUUGAACCUAUGAUAGUACUACUCUAAUGUAAAAUCUCUCUUAUUACACGUUCAUCAUCUCUGUCUUCGUUUCCCUUCUCUUCUGCAUUACCCACUUGAUUUCAAGCUCAAUCCUCCUUCUGAAACCGACCCAUCUCUGGAAAAACCGUUUUCUCCUCGAAAGCCAUCGCCUUUCCUUGUUCUGAAUCCGUUUUCUGCAACCCCACAUAAUCGUUUUUUCUCUCAUGGAUGAACCUCUGCUUCAAUAUUUCAGCCCCAGAAAGAAGCCAUCACCGUUGUCAUUGACACCGCAUCUCUGUCCGUUACCGGAGAAUGACGAGGUGGUUAUCCCCAUCACACCUUCGGAGUUCAAAGAUCGCCUCAUCUUUGGUCCUUCUUCAAUGGACCACCCUUCACCUUUGGCUGAUGCCUUAACACUCUCUCGGAAUUCACCAAAAUCUUCUUCUUCUUCUUCUUCCACAUCGCAUGAUUUUGCAUCUUCUGCACCACCGCAAUACUCACAGCAACAACAACAACCACUUGCUUCAUGGCUCGUUGACCCGAAUUAUCCAUGGCGGAAAACCAACCUCCACCGCUCCAAAACCGCACCGGCUAUGGCUGUUAUCAGCGAUUUGAAUCACCCGGCAACGGUGAAGAGACCCCAGUUUGCUAGCCAAUCGAUUGUUUUCCAGGCUGUGGUUCUUCUCGUUCUGUAUUUGGCAUUGGGGGUGGUGAUUUACUGGUUCAAUCGGCAUAAUUUUGUAGGUUCUGAAACUCACCCUAUAGUGGAUGCUUUGUAUUUUUGUAUAGUGACAAUGUGCACUAUAGGAUAUGGUGAUAUAACUCCCAAUAGUACAGCAACAAAGCUUUUCUCUAUUUUGUUUGUGUUGGUGGGUUUUGGUUUUAUUGAUAUAUUGCUCAGUGGGAUGGUUAGCUAUGUUCUUGAUUUGCAGGAGAAUCAUUUGUUGAGGGCGGUGAAGGGUAGGGGUGAGAAGGAUGGGAAGUCAUAUAUAAUUGAUGUGAAGAAAGGGAGGAUGAGGAUUAGGAUGAAGGUUGGAUUGGCAUUAGGGGUUGUGGUGCUUUGUAUUGGGCUUGGUGUUGGGGUUAUGCAUUUUGUGGAAAGGCUUGGAUGGGUAGAUUCUUUUUAUCUUUCAGUUAUGUCUGUUACUACUGUUGGCUAUGGUGACCAUGCUUUCAAGACUAUGCAUGGUAGAAUCUUCGCUGCAAUCUGGUUGCUUGUGUCGACGCUUGCGGUGGCCCGAGCUUUCCUCUAUUUGGCUGAGGCAAGAGUGGAUAAGCGGCAUAGGAGGAUGGCAAAGUGGGUUCUUGGUCAGGAUAUGACUGUGGCUGAGUUUCUUGCUGCAGAUAUAGACAACAAUGGAUUUGUCAGUAAAUCAGAAUAUGUUAUAUACAAGCUCAAGGAGAUGGGGAAAGUAACAGAGAAGGACAUCAUGGAGGUUAGUGAGAAGUUUGAUAGACUAGAUGCAGGAAACUGCGGAAAAAUAACACUUGGUGAUCUUAUGGAGGGUCAUAAUGUAUGAUCUGUGUGUUGCCAUUCAAGGAGUAAGGGAAUUCUAUGUCCCCAGUCUUUGUCACUUCAAGAAGGGAGUGUCAAAUUCUCAAGUUGCAUGCUGGAGAGUGGUUCACUACAGUUGAUGGGAACUUUCUUCUUUUAGGGGUUGGGAGGUGGUUAUUUUCCCUCCUACACUUUGUCAUGAUCAUCAGCUCAACGAGUCACGGUGGAUGAGAAUGCUAGUGAAGUUUUGGUCCUUUUGCCCGAAUCUUGCAAAUUAUUUAUAGCAUGUUUAGAUCAGGCUCUUUUUCUUUAUAGUCAAUUUUGAAAUUUUAGAAGUUACUCACAGAUGCUUCUUCCCAUAAUUGAUUAUGGCUUCAGAAUUAGUUGUAGAAGGAUUUCCAUACAUGCUCUUAGAGGAUGGUAGCGACCGACCUUGCUGGAAUUUGAAUAUUACCAAUUAUAGUAUUGUAGGUUGAUGGGAUGGCCGGUAGUAAUGGAGGGGGCAAUUUUGGUUGGUUAAAUAAUUAUUUUGUACAUAUUCUUUUUGGUAAUUAAUUGGAUUUAUUCUUUAGUAUUUUC